AAGCAGGGGCCUCUCCCUCCUCCUGCUGGGCACUGGGCGGCGUGUGCGGGUGCCUUUAAAUGGCUUUCGCGGGAGCUGCUGCCUGCUCAGUCUCGUCUGUGAUGUAAGAAGAGACUUUAGGUGUCUGCGCCGAUCGCCUGACUUCCCCCACCACUUCUGCUGGGCUCAUUCUUUCCCUUGCCGUCCUUGGCUGCCCCGCUGCUGGGUGGUUGUGCUGAGCAGCCUUCGCAGCUGGUCCGGCUUGUCUUUCCCUGCCGAGCAUCAGCUGCUGCGGGCGCCCUUCGCUUGCUGGCCAGGGCAGAGCGCGCGGCUCCUAUCUCGGCUCAGCCUCGGGGCGCGCAGGCAUGGAGAAGGAGGAGGAGUGCAGGGUGCUCUCUAUCCAGAGCCAUGUCGUGCGCGGCUACGUGGGCAACAGGGCGGCUGCCUUCCCCUUGCAGGUUUUGGGGUUUGAAAUUGAUACCGUGAACUCUGUCCAAUUUUCAAAUCACACAGGUUAUGACCACUGGAAGGGACAGGUACUAAAUUCAGAUGAGCUUCAUGAAUUGUAUGAAGGAUUGAAGCUGAACAAUGUCAAUAAGUAUGACUAUGUACUUACAGGCUACACAAGAGACAAAUCAUUCCUUGAAAUGGUGGUUGAUAUUGUCAAAGAACUAAAGCAACAGAACUCCAAUCUUGUAUAUGUGUGUGAUCCUGUGAUGGGUGACACGAGGGAUGGAGAAGGCUAUAUGUAUGUUCCAAAAGAUCUCCUUCCAGUUUACAGAGACAAGGUUGUGCCUGUAGCAGAUAUAAUAACACCUAAUCAGGUUGAAGCUGAAUUACUCACUGGCAGAAAGAUACGCACUGAAAAAGAUGCUAUAGAGGUAAUGGAUAUACUCCAUAAUAUGGGACCAGAGACUGUUGUAAUCACCAGCUCAGACCUUCAGUCGCCUUCAGGAAAUGAUUACCUGAUAGCAUUAGGAAGCCAAAGGAGAAUUACAGCAAGUGGCACCACAGUGACGCAGAGAAUCCGAAUGGAGUCUCCUAAAGUAGAUGCUGUCUUUGUUGGAACAGGGGACCUGUUUGCUGCCAUGCUCCUGGCCUGGACCCACAAACAUCCAGACAAUCUUAAGGUGGCAUGUGAAAAGACAGUAUCAGCCAUGCAGCAUGUUUUGCAGAGGACCAUCAGAAGUGCAAAGGAACAAGCCGGAGAAGGAAACAGGCCUAAUUCAGCCCAGCUGGAACUGAGGAUGGUCCAAAGCAAAAAGGACAUAGAAAACCCAGAGAUAAUAAUAACCGCUACUGUGUUAUAAAGGUUGUUUAUCACCUAACAACGCACAAUGUUAUUGAUGUCCUCAUUUUCUUUCCUGUAAAUUGUAAUGUUUGCCUUAGAUCUGUGACAGAAACCUGACUUCCAUGAAAUAGUGUCCAGCAUAGAUGAGAUCCACUACCAAGCACAUGUGCUGGCCUUUCUUGGAUUAAGAAGAAAAAAAAGUUAGGUGUAUUAUAACUCCCUCCCAGGUAUCAAAAUGGCUGUCAGAUUACUUCAGUCAUGUUAAGAAUCCUGGGCAUGGGAGAACAAGGUUUCCUGCCUUGCCAAAGACUUUCAGAAUGCAUUUGUCAGUGAAAUGAUUGGCUGGAGUGUAUAUUCUGUGGUAAAGCAUCUAGUGCCAAUUCACUUGGUUACCUUUUCCCUUACAUGAAGUGAUUUGGUAGCUUACUGCAAUGUUCAGUACCUCAACCACUCUAGAAUACAAUAUAGAGGGAAUUCAGGAGGACAGGGUGGGGUCUGAAUAUGAUUUGCUUUUAGCUGCUGUGCACAGGCCUUAUUAUUACAGCACCAUGUUUCUGAGAACUGCUCCCAUUUCGAGUCUAUGAAUAAAUGCAAGACUCCACUGCCCAGAGGUGCUAAUCCUUUAAUCUCAAGAAACCAAAAGUAUCCCAUUUCACUUUUUGUUUACCCCCUUUGAUUUCUCAAAAAAGGAAUGCAGCUGAAUAAAGGAAAUGAUUCUACCUCUGAUAAAAUGUUGCUUGUCUCAGUUUUAAACUGUAAAUUUCCUUGACCAGUAUAUGAAUAUCCCAGUAUAUCUAUUAAGGCUACGAGGAGACUGAAAGUCUGUUGUAAAUUGAGACCAAUUCACUGUUUAUGAUCAUGGAUGAAGACAAACCUCUAGAGUAUUCUUUUGCUUCAUGCAAAUAAUAUAAUUAAUAAAGAACCAUAUAUUCAGUAGGUCCUGAUGCAUACUACCAACAAAAGCACAACACAUCAGACAUUACUAUUACACAACCUCCAGGCCUUUCCAAGAAGCUUUGCACAGGAAUCUCAUGAAAAUCUAGUAGAAAUUAGGGUUUGUUACACCACUGUAGUUUUGAGGGAUUACACCCAAAUUUAUAUGCCAUACCUGAGUAGAUCUACCAUCAAAAUAAAACAUAUCUCUUUUUCUGGAUUUUAAACACUUAUUUUUUAAAUGUCACUCUUAAAAGAACUUAAUCUAUGCACUUCUGUGAAGAUUAAACAUGUUCAAAAACAAGCGCUUAGAUUUUAUAACAUGCAAUAAUCCCUUUAAAGUUAUCAUAAUAGUAUCAAUGUGUUUUAAUUGCCAAUAGUGUGUCUCAGGUCUCUGCAUAGUCCAUUUAUUUAGAAAUUUAAUCCUCCCUUUCCACUCUUUCCCAUUCUGGCUAUAUUUUUCAUAAACUGUUAUGGAUAAAUUGAUUUUUGUGUUAUUCCUCUUCACUUCUUCCUUGGGGCGUAACAGGGUAUCUAUGAAAGCAAACCAUCCUUAGAGCCUACAGCACUCUGUAAAACAUUUGUGAACAAUGUUCUUCCUUGAUGGAAAAAGUCAGACUGUUUUCUUUAUUCUUUUUCUUUUAUUAGAAUGUUUUAAGCUAGGACUCCUGCCAACAUGUAUUAUGGCAUUAAUGGGUUUAUUAUUUAUUUAGAAAAUUUAUGUGCCAUCUCUCUGGAGACCUCCUCAAGUAUGGUGGGACCAUUGUGGGUCUUUAAGCACCUUUAUACGUCCUGUAGGUUCUUCUUAGAAUGUUGACACUUCCAAUUUUCACUUAUUAAAAAUCCUCAAGUUUCUAACCCUCAUGACUGAAGAACUCGGUUCGAUAGUAAACUCUCUUGGUGUAGUCCUUGCCAAACAAACAAUUUUCCCAGCUGCAUCAGAGACAGAGCAAUCUAAUGUCUGCUAAAGUUUUUUUUAAAUACAGAAAAA
This is a messenger RNA of Heteronotia binoei (common prickly gecko), 3194 nucleotides long. RefSeq names its product pyridoxal kinase (gene PDXK). The coding region runs from base 345 to 1289 and encodes 314 amino acids. NCBI's taxonomy places the organism in Eukaryota, Metazoa, Chordata, Lepidosauria, Squamata, Gekkonidae. Gene Ontology annotation, cellular component: cytosol. The transcript has 11 exons. Gene Ontology annotation, molecular function: pyridoxal kinase activity. Gene Ontology annotation, biological process: pyridoxal 5'-phosphate salvage. The record is from RefSeq and is a predicted model, not a curated record.